AUGCUUACUCAAAGAACUGGUAUAUUUGGUUUAAAAUAUGCAAUAGCAGAUAAUAUUUCAAACGUCAUUGAUGCGUUUAACAUGCUUCGUGAGGCUGAGAAUAAGCUCAAAAGAUUUGGUUUAUCUUUUGAAUCAGUAGUUACACUGGUUAAGGAUCUCGAGUCAGAACAAAAUUCAUCAGAUUUAUCAAAUAAAGCUUUUCUAACAAACUUAUUACAAGAUACUAAAACUGUUUUAAAAGCCAUACUUGGAGUAGAAGCAAUUAAUACCAAGACAAUGUAUUGGGAUAGUAUAGGCCCAAAGUACCAAGCAUAUGCUAAUACUAUUAGAA
Molecule: messenger RNA, 331 nt
Organism: Funneliformis geosporum
Lineage: Eukaryota; Fungi; Glomeromycota; Glomeromycetes; Glomerales; Glomeraceae
Source: the annotation of a GenBank genome assembly